AGUUCAAGUUUUUGACCUGAUCGACAAAAGGCUUUCAAAAGUUCGCAAAAAAGGACUUUCAUAGGGUUACCAAUAAUGUGAAGUGAUUCAACAGAAUAUUUAAUGAGAAUUCCUUUAUAAAGAGGGUAGGACGAGACUAGAUUCGCAUUCUGGAAGACCCGGAGAAGAUAGUGUUUAUCCUGCUCUCACUUGCAUGUUUCAUUGAUUCCAAACCAAGUCGACUUUCUACUUUCAUUUUCCAAUUUCCAUUGUCAACAAUCUGGUCAUCGCCUUUGUGAUUGCCCUGUGCCGGAAUGGCAAUUCUUAGCAGCAAUGUGAACAGUUUUCUGUUGAAGGUGGCAGCACUUCCUUCUCUACCCAUCUUUAUUGGAUAUCUGACGAUUAUAUUUCUCUCUGGUCUGUGGCAGAAAAAGACUUCUCCGCUCAGUCUUAAACCAUUGCUGAUCGUUUAUAACUUUGGCUGCUGUCUGAUCAGUGCUGUUACGUUGCUGGGCUUCAGCUUUGCCUUAUACUCAAAUGGCUCCAUCUAUGGGAAGAUACCAAGCCCUGUUCUCACCCAAGUCUUCACUCUGUAUUGGAUCACUAAGGUCAUAGAGUUGGGAGACACGGUGUUCAUGGUCCUGCGCCACCGACAACGACAAAUCUCCUUCCUGCACGUGUACCACCACGCCAGCAUGCUGCUGCUGUCAGACCUGUCGCGUCUGUACUACCCGUGGCCGUCCAUCUCCACAUUCCUGGCCAUCAACUCCUUCAUCCACGUCGUCCUCUACUUGUACUAUGGGCUCACCGCUGUCAACCCGGACAACCCCCCGAAGUGGAAGAAGCAGAUGACUCAGAUCCAGAUACUUCAGUUCAUCAUUGGAUUCAUCAUUGCAUUUUACGGACACCGCUACCAUCACUUCUGUGUCUACAGCAUGUUCUAUGGCGUCACCAUGAUUGUUUUAUUUUCCAAUUUUUAUUACCAUGCAUAUGUGAAAGUGAGGACAAUCAAAGAGAAUGCAAAGAAAAAGUGCUAAAUUGGUCACAUUUCACCUGGGAUCUUUCGCUCAUUGGCAAAAAUAUGCUCAGAAA
Molecule: messenger RNA, 1071 nt
Organism: Aplysia californica (California sea hare)
Lineage: Eukaryota; Metazoa; Mollusca; Gastropoda; Aplysiida; Aplysiidae
Product: elongation of very long chain fatty acids protein 5
Exons: 5
Coding region: 294-1016 (240 amino acids)
Biological process (GO): fatty acid elongation, polyunsaturated fatty acid; very long-chain fatty acid biosynthetic process; sphingolipid biosynthetic process
Cellular component (GO): endoplasmic reticulum membrane
Molecular function (GO): fatty acid elongase activity
Source: RefSeq, a predicted model, not a curated record